Messenger RNA from Meleagris gallopavo (turkey), 4501 nucleotides. It is a transcript of the gene CCDC78, whose product is annotated as coiled-coil domain containing 78. The record is from RefSeq and is a predicted model, not a curated record. Gene Ontology annotation, cellular component: cytoplasm. Lineage: Eukaryota; Metazoa; Chordata; Aves; Galliformes; Phasianidae.
CGCCGGCAGGGGGCACACCGCAAUUUCCACCUCCACCCGGAAGCUGCCGUAUCCGUUUCUAUGGAGACGGAGCGAGGCGAUGAGGCCUGGCCCGACGAGAAGAGGCCCCGUUUGGCUCUAGGAGGCCUGGUGCUCUCCCAUUGUGCCCCGCAGAGCGUGGGGAUGCUGGACUGGAUGGCCCCACAGCCCUACAUUCGGUUCCCUAGGCCUGCAGCUGCAUGGCAGGCCUGAGUUCAGCCCUGCAGCAGGUGUAUGCGCAGGAGGAUGGCCAUGAUCCCUUCCACCCUCUGCCAGGGAACAGUGAGGAGCGGGGCUUUGCCUCCAGCACCAAAACCCUUUUGCCUGUGCAGGAAGCCUGACAGCCUGAUAGCAAAGCCAGUGCUGCACUAAGCCUGGCUGGAGCCACGUGGGGCAGUGCUGGUGUGGGCUACAAGCUGUGAGCAUUCUAGGACUUCACCCAGGUUCCUCUUGAGCUCUUUGCACAUUUAGAGCUAUUUGCAAAGGAUGGCUUGCUGGUGACAGCCACCACGUCAUCUACAUGCCUUGGCCAUGAAAAAGCAAGAGGAAAGGAGGGCUCGGCGCAAAGCUGGCCCUUUGUGGGGUUCAUGAAACAUAAAUUUGGUGUUUAUGUGGUUUUUCAUUCUUCCUCUUUGGGUUGCAAUGACAAACUAAAAAAGCCCUUCCUGCCUGCCCGCUGUGCUGUUUGUGCUGUGAGCUGGGACGUUUGCUCUGUAUAUACAAACCAGGGGAGCAGCAGCUGCUGCUGUGUCUGCUGGGUGCCAGCACAGCACCCUGCAUGAAGGGUUUGCUCCAAGCCAGGCCUUUGAGGCACUGCGGUUCCAUAAAUAACACUGUAUGUGUUAAUUAGCCUUAUAUACUGCCAUGAUGAGCAUCGUGAAGACCAGCAGUGAAGCAGGUGCCCAUUGGGAGCCAGCGUUGGCUGUGGCCACCUAUCUGCACCAGGGACACGUGGCUCUGCUCCUCUUCCCACCCUGCUGGAGCACCUGCUGCAGGCUUCCAAGCACCCCAGCGCUGUGGGCGUGUGUGAAUCUGGCUUUCUGCUCGGCUGUGGGUGUGAAGAAACUGUGAAUUCUUCUCAGCGCUUUCAUUACCUUAAUAAAAUUACUUCGGGGCUAUUAAGUUCUUUUGCAGAGAAAUAAGAUGUAACUGCAUCUUUCAUUAGCAUCUCCUUCCCCCGAGCCCCAAAAGAGCUCUGCUGCUGGAUUGCACAUCUGUAGUUUUUUAUUAAAUUCACAUCUAGGUGCUUGCAGGCCUUCGGCAGCAGCUUAGACCAGAUGCUGCUGGUGGUGAGCUGGAGAAUGGUGCUCAGCACAGUGCUUGUGUCAGGCCAGGCCUUCUCCCUCAGUUACAGUUUUAGAUUAGCUGUAAGAACCUCCUCAGAGCUCUGGUCCUUUUGAACGUUGCAUCAUCAAUGUUUUUCUUAAGAGAGAAGUUCUUACCUAAACUCACCUGCCUUACAGAAAUAGCAGAGAUAAUAAGUCUCAAAUAAGAUAAAAACCAGCAUUUGUUUUACCCCGUGACUGCCAUUCACCGAGUUUUUCCAGCAUCACCCUCUGUUCCUUAGCACUCUGUAGGCCUCCCUCCUAUGUCAGAGGCUCUGUUCAAGCUCUGUGCAUGCUUGGGACUCAUCCUGGCCAUUCUGGAAGAUGGCCAGUUGGAUUCAGUGACACUGCAUAGACCGGCACAGUCCAGAUUUAGCUGUCUGGGCUCAUCAGAGUUCAGUGUGCCUCUAACUGUGAGUGAACAUUGACAAACGAGCUGGGACAAAUUCCUCUGAGUCUGCAGCAAGUCAAAGUUCAGCCGUGGCUGUAAGGGAAGCAGCUCCUGCUUGGAGAGCUGCUAGUAACGCUCAAGCAUAGGGAACUUCUUCCUGUCUCAUUGUCAACACACAACUGGCUUUUGUAGCAGUGUCUUUCAGUGUAUGUUUUGCUUUAAAAUUCACAUUUUUCCACAUGGCAUCUCUGAUGCUAAGUGAUAAACUUGGGAAGGUUCUUCCCUGUUACUGGCUGUAGCUUGGUCAGAGCUGAAAGAUCCUGAUCCUUUUGGAACGGCUCGUUGGCCUUUCAUAUCUGUAGUGCUGUCCUUCCUUGAUGACACGGGAGAUACAAGUACUGUAGAGAUCAAGGAAAAAAGUGCAGGGAAGUAAGCUGAUAACUGUCCCAGAGCAGAGGGUCGGAUUAAAGGCUUGAAUUGUGAGAUUGAAACCCAGAUUUGAAAUUCUGUGAGGCUCCCCACUAUAGAGACAGAGGCCAUUCCUUCAGCAUGGUUCUGGGCUUGGAACAGCAUUUCCUCACUGGCAGCAUUUCUUCACUAGGAGUGUAUGCUAAGCUUCUUGUUGAAAUUUCUGCUCUGUGCAGUGUCAUUUCUUUUCCUCCAGCAGCUCCUGAGGUGGCUGCAGUACUUGGCUCCACCUCAAAAUCGAGGUGGACAGCUUACCCUCUAGCAACCAAAGUUGAUAGCAACUCUGCUUGUGGUUUCCCUAGAGAGGAAAGUUGCUGCCACAGAGAUCCUUAGGUCCUGCCCUCACUCUCAGUCCCUGUUGCUCUAGUACUGUGCAGAGAUCCCGGCCAGUGAGCACUGAGCCUCACACACAUGGAUUUUGGAAGUGUUGCAGAUAAGGAGAAUGUAAAUGCUCUGACGGAGCAAGCACAGCAUCUUGCUAACAAAAAUGUGCAGCUGCAGGAUAGGAAUGAGAGGCUCCAUGCGGGGUUUGGAGACGUGCAGGAGAGGAUGAGGAGGCUGACUGGCUCCAAACCAGAUUUGUCACCCAGAACGAUCUUCAAUGAAGAGGAAAAACUGAAGAUUUCCAAAGAACUUGUUGAUCUCCAAAUUGAGACAAACAAAAUGAAGGAGCAGUAUGAAACGGAGAAAUUUGAACUGAAAAAUAUGAUCCUGGCCCUGGAGAACCGUGUGCUGGAACUGGAGCUCCGCAGUGAGAAAGUCAGUGAGGAACGUGAUGCCUUACGGGAUCACCUGCACACUCUGGAGACCAGCAGGAGGGAGCUGGCAGAUGAGUACAUCAUUUUGAAGAGUAAUUACCUGGCGCUAGGCAAAGAACUCGAUCAGGAGGUCUUAAAGAAUGAAGAACUCAGCCUAGAGCUGCUCAGCCUGACCAAUGCAAGGAGCACAGAGAGCAACCAUCACCACUCCCAUGCCUUGGCCACCGAGCCUGCUGCCGAGCCAGACAGAGUGCGAGUAACGGUGCAUCGUCCCCCUGCUCAGAAGGUGAAGCCAGAAGACGUGGCUGCCCCUGAACAGGAGUGGCAAAACCCGGGAAGAAAUUUGCUUGGAAACCAGGAUCACAUAAAAGAGGAGAUUGAAAAACUGAAGCAAACCUACGAUUCGCAGCAGCAGAAGCUGGAAGAGAAAGUGAUCGAUAUGGAGAAGGAGCUGCAGAAGGCGAAGAAAGCAGUCCAUGACCCCCAGCAGAAACUGGCAGAGCAAUCAGCAGUGCUGCUCGCCUCUCGGAGCCAACUCCAGGAGGUGGAGGCAGAGAACUCCCAGCUGCAGUUGAAGCUAAAGGAGCUGAGCGAGGAGUACCGCUGCCGGCUCACGCAGUACAUCAGGGACGUGGCGGAGUACAUGGACAGCAAAUCCAGCACCCGAACCGGGCCUAGCAAGGCCCUAGCUGAGCAUGCAGACAUGAAGGGCUUUGUGGACAACAUGCUGAAGGACAUCAGAGCUUCCUACAAGGCUCGGGAGGAGCAGCUGGCUGGAGCAGCACGCAGCUACAAGAAACGCAUGAAAAACUUGGCCAAGAAGCAUGAGAACCUGCUGAUUGCAUACAGUGUGCAGCGAGAGAAGAUCCGCUCCGUGGGCAGCAGUGAGAUGGAUUCUGGCCCUGCUGAGCUCCACUUUGCCAUCACAGACCCAGAGCUGCUGACAAACACAACCCAGGAGCUAAACCGGCUGCGGGAGAACAAAGCCAAACUGGAGAUGCAGUUACACGAAUUGCAGAAGAAAAGACUGAAAGAAACCUCUGGUUUUCAGCUGUCUCCUGAUCAGAAGCGGGAUGAAGAGGGCUGGGCAGAGGUCAGGAAGCAGCUCCAGGAGUUCACACACACCACCCAGGAGGAUCUGGAGAAGGAGAGGAGUCAGCUGCUGACACGGGCAAUUGUGGCAGAGGAACAGGUGUCGGAGCUGCAGGAUUACAUAGAGAAGCACCUAGCAAGGUACAGGCAGGAGGUGCUGUGGGUGAGGAAGCUCGCUGGUGGUGAGGAACAACGUGCACGCAGUGCUGGGGCAGCUGAUGCUCACUCACUGCCCAGAUCUAGGAGGGCCAUCAGCCGUGAGCUCUAGCUCUGCCCUGCAACUCCAGGAAGCAGCACAGUUAGAGUUUUAAAGAAAAGGACUUUCUGUCCUGAGGCUGGCCGAGGCAAGCAGCAUCAUUCCCUGGCCGAGAGCUGGGAUGCACAAUGCAGGGAACCAUAUGGGUGUCCUCGGUGUCAAAUUAACUGUACUAAAAUGGAACAGACAGUGA